AAGUGCACGUUGAAGUCAACUAACUAGAUCUUCAGACUUAACUUACAUCAAUUCGAUAUGGGAAAGGCGAGAAAAUCUACAAAGAAAAUCAAAACGAAAUCGUGCCUGGGCAAUAUAGAAAUGAAUUUUGCCAUCCUUGGUUCAAGCCAUUGCGGUAAGACAAGUCUCGUGAAACGAUUUCUCUGCAAGUCCUUCAGUGAUAAAUACAACCCAACUUCCAUGGAUGUUUUUGAAGAACACUACAGACUUGAUGCUACAGAUGUCGGUGUUUCAUACCGUAUUUUUGAUAUCACUGGUUCCGACGAUUUCCCAGCCAUGCGGCAACUCGCAAUCAACUCUGCCGAUACAUUCGUCAUCGUUUACGCUGUGAACGAUCGAAAGUCCUUCGAAGAUGCCAAAAAGGUGAAAAUGGAAAUAUUGAAAACAAAGGGUCGAACCGCAGACAUUCCGAUAUUAUUGGUCGCAAGUAAAUGCGAUGUAGAUAAAGAGAAUCAUGUGGUAAGCUCAGAAGAAGGAAAAGUAUUAGCAAAACAUUGGGGAUGUCAUUUCGCGGAGACGUCCGCAAAGGUUUCACAGAACAUUGACAAUCUAUUCACACAACCUAUGAUCAAAACAUUAAAACAGAAAUAUCCAGAACUUGCUACAAGGUUUCAAUGAUGCUUCGCUAUGUUGCUCGUUGAUAUUAUCGUAUUAAUGAUAUAAAAGUAUGAAAAAAAUUAAACGUGUCCAUUUGUAAAAAAAAUUAUUAUAUACAAUGUAAAUAACUG
Dendronephthya gigantea is the source of this 767-nucleotide messenger RNA. Its product is annotated as ras-related protein Rap-2a-like. Gene Ontology annotation, cellular component: plasma membrane. The transcript has a single exon. Gene Ontology annotation, molecular function: GTPase activity; GDP binding; GTP binding. The record is from RefSeq and is a predicted model, not a curated record. NCBI's taxonomy places the organism in Eukaryota, Metazoa, Cnidaria, Anthozoa, Malacalcyonacea, Nephtheidae. Gene Ontology annotation, biological process: signal transduction. The coding region runs from base 58 to 657 and encodes 199 amino acids.